GUAACCGGUUAGUGUAAAUCUUUGACGUCACAUCCGGGUACCAAUCACUUCCGGAUGCGGUGGGACGGAGUAGAAAACAUCGCAGGUCCAAGGAUUACUAACGCCGCCGACCGAGUCACCGCAGACGCUUGGAGUCACUUUGGUGGUUUUGACUAGAAGAAUAUUAAUCCUUGAAGUCACGUGAUUUCGUACAGAAGCAGCUCGCGAGCGCGUCAUUUCGUGUUUACGUCUUCCUGCUAGCUUAGCCCCGGUUAGCCCGUUUAAAUGUCCGGUCCGCAGAGCGCUUCAGGCUCCGAGAUGACAGGAGGACUUGUUGCUCUCUGAGGCGACACUUGGGCUGGGAAACUUUUCGAUUACAUUUUUGUAGAAUUUAUAUCUUUUUUGUGAACAACUCAACUUUUCACCACUGGAAAUAGUCAUUUUAUUUGAGGAACAUCUUUGUAAAAACACUCGACCGAAGCUUCUCCCAGAAUGGGUGUAAUCUGGACUUCAGUCGCCUCCGCGGAUUGGGAGCUGGAAGUCGUCGUUAAAUAGUCCCCCGCUGUCGGCCGGCAGGAUCACACGCAGCGCCGGGACUCCGUCUGCCGAGGGGAAGGGCGACUGAUCCGGAUCAUUUCUACGCACGAGCCGCUCCUCCGCUCAACAGGAUGAACGGCCUGUCGCUCAGCGAGCUCUGCUGCCUGUUCUGCUGCCCGCCCUGCCCCAGCCGCAUCGCAGCCAAGCUGGCCUUCCUGCCCCCGGACCCUUCCUACACCUUCCUGCCGGACCCGGAGGCGGGCACCGCCCCGCCGUGCGGGCCGCAGGCCCAGCGCUCGCAGACUGGAGCGGCAGCCGCUGGAGGCGGGAGCUCGGUGGCUGCGGAGGGGAGGUGGAAGCUUCACCUGGCGGACAGGGCGGACUUUCAGUACGGCCAGGCGGAGCUGGACAUGAUGGAGGUGCUGUACACUCGCUCCAGCAGAGGGAACAGAAUCGGCUGCAUGUUCAUCCGCUGUGCGCCCAAUGCCAGAUUCACCGUCCUCUUCUCCCACGGGAACGCCGUGGACCUCGGCCAGAUGAGCAGCUUCUACAUCGGCCUCGGCACGCGGAUCAACUGCAACAUCUUCUCCUACGACUACUCGGGCUACGGCGUCAGCACCGGGAAGCCUUCGGAGAAGGAUCUGUACGCAGACGUGGACGCCGCCUGGCACGCUCUGAGGACGCGGUUCUGCAUCAGCCCCGAGAACAUCAUCCUGUACGGUCAGAGCAUCGGCACCGUUCCCACCGUGGACCUGGCGUCCAGGUACGAGUGCGCCGCUGUGAUCCUCCACUCGCCUCUGACGUCCGGCAUGCGAGUGGCUUUUCCCGAAACGAAGGAGACGUACUGCUUUGACGCGUUUCCCAACAUCGAGAAAGUUUCCAAAAUCACGUCUCCGGUGCUCAUCAUUCACGGGACGGAGGACGAGGUGAUCGACUUCUCGCACGGCCUGGCCCUGUUCGAGCGCUGCCCCAAAGCCGUGGAGCCUCUGUGGGUGGAGGGGGCGGGGCAUAACGACAUCGAACUGUACAGCCAGUACCUGGAGCGCCUGCGCCGCUUCAUCCUGCAGGAGCUGGCCGUGCAGCAUCCCUGAUGACGCCACGGCCCGUUCUCUGAGGCGCUGAUCCGAACUGCUCCCCGAAGAGGCCGCGCGUGGUGUCCUCGCGUUUACGGCGGCGUCACGUGGACGUGGAGAUGGUUAGCUUUGACGGUUUUGACGUUUCGCUCAGGUAUCGGUUGUUUUAGCGUCUGCGUGUUCCUCCUCAGAGCCGAGGGUUUUAGCAGCGAGAGCUGCAGCUAGCUUUAACUUUAACCUCCUCAUCAACCCACCUUUGACCCCGACGCUGAAGCUCCGCCCCCGUCUUGGUGGUAGCGGUUCAUUGGGUUUCAGUUUUAGAACUGCCUGUUUCAGAGAUCAAUUUUUUUCUCCUUUUUUACCCCCCAGGAGUCCAAAUCCUCCAAAAAUCUCAGAUUUUUAUGAAGUUUUGGUUCAAAAAGACAAAAGUUUUCUAACUUUGUAAACCGACGGACGGUCGGACCUUUUCCAGACGGUUUUCUAACAGACAGAAGAAAAACUUUAUUUAUAGCUUUCAGGACAAACACUGUCGGCACUUUUUCACCUGAAGGACUUUUCUUAAAGGAGAUCUUCAUGUUCCAGACUCUCAAAAAGUGUUUCAUUUUUGUUUUGGGUUCUGACCCAGAAGCCCCGCCCCCGCGGCCCGGUCCACCCAAUCAGCUGCAGCGUUCUCCUCAGGUUUUACAUCUCUGCCAAAGGGAACCAGGAUUUCUGCUUCCUGCUCGUUUGCUUCAAUGGGAAUAAAAAUCAAACGUCACCAAAGUCUGAAUUCAAAACCAAAACCAUCUUCUUCGUGAGAAGGUCCAAGUGGAAAACCUGCUGAAAGCUGCAGACGGCUGCAGACGGUCUGCAGACGGCUGCAGACGGCUGCGGCAGACUCUGCAGCUCUGAGAGCUUUGGGUCAGAGAAACUUCAGGUCUGCUUUUCUAUUUAUCUACCAAAGUUCUGCUUUUUCCAGAACCGUCCGAAAAUCCGGGAAAGUCUUUUGGUUCUCGGUGGUUUCUCGUGUGGAUCUUCUAACGUCUGUUUUUUAAUCACGUCAGCGUUCAGAAAGCCAUCAGACACAAACGGUUUCUGUUCUUCCAAACUGUAACUUUUCUCUUCAGAAAACCAAACAUCAUGUGGGCGGAGACACCGAGGUGCAGGAAUCACUUUCAUAUCUUCCUAAUAAUAGUUUAUUGAAAACUUUUUAGUUUUGAAAAUUAUUUUAUUUCUUUCUGUGGAUUAAAGAGAAAAAGUCAAUAAAAUAUUUUGAGUGUUUGAUGACAAAA
Molecule: messenger RNA, 2860 nt
Organism: Oryzias melastigma (Indian medaka)
Lineage: Eukaryota; Metazoa; Chordata; Actinopteri; Beloniformes; Adrianichthyidae
Gene: abhd17ab
Product: abhydrolase domain containing 17A, depalmitoylase b
Exons: 5
Coding region: 648-1607 (319 amino acids)
Biological process (GO): protein depalmitoylation
Cellular component (GO): plasma membrane; endosome membrane
Molecular function (GO): palmitoyl-(protein) hydrolase activity
Source: RefSeq, a predicted model, not a curated record